Molecule: messenger RNA, 321 nt
Organism: Metopolophium dirhodum (rose-grain aphid)
Lineage: Eukaryota; Metazoa; Arthropoda; Insecta; Hemiptera; Aphididae
Exons: 2
Coding region: 1-321 (106 amino acids)
Source: RefSeq, a predicted model, not a curated record
AUGGACCAACUAUUAUUGGAUGACGUGGAAGCCAUAGCUGUUGCACAUGCGCUAUUUAAAAGACACCAGCAAAAAAAAAAAAUUUCGAAGCGACGGUAUUGGGUACAUCCGAUCAACUUAAAAAGGCCACAAGAAGGCCAGUUCAAUGUCAACUUUAUGGUACUUCGAGCACAUCCAGAGGAGUUUUUCAAGUACUACCGAAUGUCUGUACAAUCGUUUGACGAGUUGAUUUCAUUAAGUGGACCAUUGAUAUCGAAACAAUCAACAAAUAUGCGCAUUCCAAUUUCAAAAGAAGAAAGGCUGACAAUUACUUUGAGGUAA